Molecule: messenger RNA, 1090 nt
Organism: Schistocerca gregaria
Lineage: Eukaryota; Metazoa; Arthropoda; Insecta; Orthoptera; Acrididae
Product: N-formylmaleamate deformylase-like
Exons: 3
Coding region: 9-1022 (337 amino acids)
Molecular function (GO): catalytic activity
Source: RefSeq, a predicted model, not a curated record
UUUGAGCUAUGGGCGAGGGUUCAUCGAACGAUAGCUCUGGUGGUACCACUGGUCCACUGCGCACCCCGUGUCUGACCCAAUCUGGCUACCAUUCUGUCAAAGAUGGAACCAAAAUUUACUACGAAUUGCAUGGAACGGGUGAGCACAAAGUUGUGCUAGUUGCUGGUUUCGUUACAACGGCUUUGACAUGGAGACAGCUCGCCCCUUUUUUGGCGCAGUAUCCUGUUGACGGCGGAUUCCAGGUCGUUUGCAUGGAUAACCGUGGGUGUGGACGUUCUGACCGACCUUCCGGCCGCUAUUCGACGACGCUCCUUGCGAGCGACGUUUAUUCACUGUUGAAGAGUCGGUUGCACCUGGAAAAGUAUCAUCUUUUGGGCCAUAGCAUGGGAGGCAUGAUAGCCCAGGAGCUGGCCCUAAUGGACACUCAGAGCAUACUGUCUCUCACUCUGUAUUCAACCCACGCGGGAGGAACUAGGGGAAUUAUACCUUUGGGCGCUAGCAAGCUGUUUUAUCACUACUACAAGCCUAGGUCGACCGUAGAACAAGUCUCCGACGCCAUUUUGGGUCUCCAAUUUCCUUCAAAAUAUCUAUCUGGGGCCUGUCCGAUUUCCCCCUAUAAAACAUGGGGCGAAUACCAAAAAAAAAUGUUACUAGAGGACUUGGAAUGCGGGCAUGGGUAUAAAACGGUCUGUGCCAGCGGACAACUUUUCGCCGCUUUCGGCCACCGUGUUACCAGAAGCCGCCUGAACUCCCUGCGCGAAUCUCUCCUGAACAAUAGAGCACCGAUUCUAGUUAUCAAUGGAUCCACCGAUGAUUUCAUACGAACUUCGAACAGCCAAUACUUGUCUGAAGUGUUACAAUGUCCAUUGAAAAUUAUCGACGGGUGCGGUCAUAUGUCUCACCUGCAGGACUUUGAUAGGUUCAGCGAAGUGUUUGUGGAACACCUGAAUGAGGCCAUACGUAAGCAUGGAAGUGAACCCGAGGCAGAUAAAACAGCAGAGAAAUCUGAUGAUAUCCUAUAAAAAAAAAUCCAAUGAACUGAUACCAAAAAAAUUUCAAUUUGGCAGGUUUAGGGAAUAGCAGAGCAAAA